This is a messenger RNA of Dipodomys spectabilis (banner-tailed kangaroo rat), 717 nucleotides long. RefSeq names its product protein FAM114A2-like. The record is from RefSeq and is a predicted model, not a curated record. The transcript is spliced from 6 exons. Bases 1 to 717 code for a protein of 238 amino acids. NCBI's taxonomy places the organism in Eukaryota, Metazoa, Chordata, Mammalia, Rodentia, Heteromyidae.
AUGCUUUGGAGGUGUCAGCAGCGGCUGUGGUGCUGGCUGGGUGCAUGGUACUCCCCAAGUUGUGGUCGGCAGGAGCAAGGACAAGAUACUUCAAACAUCAUUGAAAUGACAGAGACUUCCCUUGGGAUCCCUAGUCCCAGUGAGAUUUCAGCUGAAGUCAAGAUGCUGAAGGGAAAGGACAUUAUUAGUGGGGGUUUAGAUGCCUUCGAAUUCAUUGUGAAGAAGACAAUAGAUGUAAUAGCAGAAGGGGAUCCUGUAUUUAAAAUGACCAAGGAUCUGAUGAACUGGAAUUCUACACUGUCUCAGGUUUUACAAGAGGCAAAGGAGAAAGAAGAGCUCAUGACCUCCAAUGAGGUAGCCAUGGAAACAGAUAAGAAAUCUCAUAGUGGGCUACCCUUUGAUGAACUUCAAGAACAUCUAAAAGUUCUGGAGAUGCUUUUGCAAGAAAGUGAAAUAAAGGUGAAAUCUGUCCUUAAUUCUCUGAGUGGAGAAGAAUUAGAGGCUAUAAUACUUGAAUUAGAACAACUCAAAGACUCAUUUUCCCUAGCAGAAUUUUGUGAGGAAGAGGAAGAAAAGAAGAAAGGAGAUGAGAAUUUUUCUGAAGGGAUAACAGAGCUGUUUUCCCAGUUGUACAUCUCCUGCAAACCAGACAAACUUGCCAGGGUAGGUUAUUACUUCUUGGUGAUUUUGAUUCAUUUAUUUGUGACACUUCAGUGA